Messenger RNA from Tetrahymena thermophila SB210, 10902 nucleotides. RefSeq names its product MIR domain protein. The record is from RefSeq and is a predicted model, not a curated record. NCBI's taxonomy places the organism in Eukaryota, Ciliophora, Oligohymenophorea, Hymenostomatida, Tetrahymenidae. Gene Ontology annotation, biological process: calcium ion transport. The transcript is spliced from 12 exons.
AUGCAACAAAAUAGGGAUCCACAAAUUAAUUAAAAUGACCCUUUUUUGAAUUAAUAGCUCUAAGAAGGUGUAUUAUAGCUAUAAACUUUGUAGUAGCAACCUAUAUAUUUUGGUGAUCUUAUUUGCAUUAAAGUAGAAGGAAUAGGAAGUAAAAAGUAUAUGCAUUCAGAAGGAUUUUAUCCAUCUUGCAUUAAGUGUAUAGACUAUGAAGAUACAGGAGAUAAUUUAACUGAUAUUGAUGGUUCAAUAUUUGAAAUUUGUAAUCCAAUAUAAUAUUUUAGCAAAUAAAACAGAUACUAGGAUAAUCAAUCUGACCUAUCUGAUAAAAAUUAAAAUUUCAACAAAAAUAAAACUCUAGUAAAUACUUAAAGCAUAACUAGUCCCUCCCUGUUCAAUUAGAAGAAUAAUUAUGAUACUUAAGAUAGCUUAAAUAAGAAUUUAUAAGCUUAGUAAUUUGAAAGCUAUUCUUAAAAUAGAGUUGGCGCUGACUCUUACAUGUAAUAUGACUCUAAUUAAAGUAAAGAUGGAGUGCUAAAAAUGAAUCAAUAAAAUAUGUAAAGUGAUGAAUAUUUUUAACUUAAAGCUAAAACAAAUAAAAAUAGGGGUAGUGAUGAGUAGACAUACUUAAAUAGUGGUGAAGAGCAUUACGAAAAUUAGGUAACACUAGGCUUUAAUCAAAAUUUCAUUCUUAGACAUAAAAGAUCUAACAAAUUUUUGUACCUAGUAGAAGAAGACUUAGAAUAUUAUUCUCUUAUUCUGAGUUCAAAACCCUCUCUCUUUAAAAUUUCGCCGUCAUUUAAAAGCUAAGUAGUUUAAACUAAAACUGUUUACUACAAUUCAUUUAUAUAUAUUUAAGCUGUCCCUUUUGCAACUGCCAGUAAUAAAGAUAUCUAUCUUGUUAUUGAUGAAGCCAUGUAAUAUGUUAAUUCUUCAAACUAUAUAGCUCCUGGAGGAGGAUCUUUUGUUAGUCCUAAAUUCACAAACUACACAUGCUUUUUUGGAGAUUUCUUUUUUUCCCCUAACUAAAAAACUUGUUUACAUAUUGAGCCUUAUAGAUAAAAUUUAAGUUACUUCCAAAAAAUAAAGGGAACAUAAAAAGGAAUAAGUAAUAUGAAUAAUGAGAAUGAAUAAUUAUUUUUAAGAUAUGGUGAUGUUGUGAAGAUUUUUCAUAUUGAAACUGAAUCAUUCUUCUAGUAUGAGGAUAAUUAGCUUAUUAAGUUCAAAUCAACUGAGAUCAAUGAGGAAUCUAAUAUAGUUUAAGAAAUAGAUGAUGAAGAUGAUAAUGAAAUCCAUUAAAAUGAUAAUAAAAUAAGCUCUACUGGAUUUAGGUCAAAUCAAAUGUUUUAAAAAAAUAAUCAAAUAAUAAAUAAUUAAAUGAGACAAAAAAAAGAUGAAGUUAUAUUGUGUAAACCUACAGAUGAUUAAAACUUCAAUAAGUCUAAUACGCUUUGGAAGAUUAUUAAUCCUCUGAAUCCUCUUGAUGGCGGUUUCAUAAGAUGGGAGGAGAAAGUAGUUUUAAAAUGUUUAAAUAAAAAUGUUUUCCUCCAUAUUAAAGAGUAAACUAUUGGUAAAAAAAAAACAAGAUAGAUUAAGCUAAAAACAUCUAUAAGUGAUGAAUCAGAAUGUCAUUUUCACUUUUGUUAGGAAUAUUAGCAUGUAGAAUUAUAAGGAGAAGAAGGCUAGGUGUAUUAAAACUUAGAAAAUUUUAAUUUAAUCAAAAUAAAUUCCCUAUUUAGGAUAGUACACAGUGAAACCAAUUAAACUCUUUCAGCUUAACUUUAUAACGAAAUAGAUAUAAAUAAACAGUAAUAUGAUUAGAAUAGGCAAUAUAAUGAUGCUUAGCCAGUUUUAGAAACUCCAAAAAGAAACUCUUUUUAUAGCUCAAUGACUUAAAGCAUAAUUGAUUAAAAUUUUUUACCUAAAAUUCAGAUAAGUUCAAUAAAGUAACUCAGUUAGGAUAAAAAAAAAACUGAAAUAACCUCUGAAGAAAAUGAAAAGAUUGAUAUGAAAUAAAUAGUCCUGAAAGAGAAUUAUUGUGAAGGAGAUGUGUUAAGAUUUUAGUAAAUUGAAGAGUUAGAAUUAAUUGAGAGCAAUUAUUUAACAAGUACUUUUGAACUUAUUUCAUCAGCAAUUCCUCUCAUCAAAUACUAUGCUCUUAUAAGUGAUAAAAAGGAUGAAACUUCAUAGAAAAACAUAUUUUAAUUUACAAACCCUUACUUCAUUGAAUUUACUAGCUUACUCAGCCUCUCUAUUUAGCAUUAAAUUAAAUAUCUUUUAGACAUUGAAUUCAGCUAAGAUGUAACAUUUGAUAAUUCGAUUUUCCGAAAAUACAAACCUAAUAGUGAAAAGUAGAACUUAUCAAGCAAAAGAGGUAUAUUAGAGUAUUCUGUUAAUUUAUUGAAAGCAAUGUGGGGAUACUAAUCAGACAAAAAAAUUUAAGAUAUCCUCUAGUCUAUGAAAAAAAGUGAAGAUGAUUUUAAUAAUUUAGAAUCAAAAGCGUAGUCAAACCAAUAAUCAUUUCUUUCUGUUUGCAGUGGAAGAAGAGGUACACAAAUUAAAUAAUUUAAGUCCAAAAUAGAUUAAAAAGAUGAAUAGAUUUAGCUCUAUGAAACCUUUAAAAAGCUUUCUAAACUGAUUUACUUUCUCAUAAUAACUCUUUGCAAAAACAACAGUGGGAUUUCAAUAAACACUUUUAAUUAUUUUACAUUUUUCAAAAACCACGUUGGAUAUUCAAUUGGUGCAACAAAUGCAAUUAUAUCUAUCUUAAAAAAUAACGAAAAACUUUUAAAUAUGAUUCACACUAAGAAUUAUCAUACUCUAUCUGAAGUGAAAAAUACUAUAUCAAGAACAUUGCAAAAGCUCAAUUUAAAACAAUUUUAAAAAGGUAAUCAUAAUAGAUUUUUAUCAGCUGAUUGGAAAUCACAAAAUGGGUUGGAUAAUAAUAACUAGUAAAUUUAAUAAGUGAAUAAAAAAAAGAAUACUUUAGUGAAUGUUUUUUUCAAGAAAUAUGAACAAGUUUUCUAAAAUAGCAAUAAUUAUUGGGCAAACUUUAUGGAUGUUAUGAAUAUCAUGUGCAUCUGUAAAGGAGAAGCUCUCAACAUUAACCAGCUUAUUAUAGGUUAGGAAUUAUUGGCAAAUGAGGACCCCGUUUCUUCUAAAAAUUUAUAAAAAAUGAUCAUUCAAAUUUAAUGCAAAGAAAAGAAAAUUUUUAUUUAAAUCUACAAAAAAACUUAUGAGCUUAAGGAAUUUUUAGAUAAAGAAUAGAUUUACUUUGAAAAAAGUAAAGUUCAGUCUAAUGAGUAUAAGUUUUUAGUUAAAUAACUAGGGCUUUAUGCUAAUUUAUGUAAGGGAAGAAACUACCAAAAUAAACUCCUUUUACAAGAUUAAAUAACUGCUUAAGCUUUAACCCAUUAUAUAACAAAUUAAAACAUUAAAACAGAACUGAGAGCUAUAUUGCUUAAUUUGCUGAUUAAUCUUCAUUUUGAUAGUUGUCCUCGAAAUAAGGUUUAAAGACCUUGUUACACAAAGACUUUAAAUUCAAUCAAACACAAUAAAACUAAACCCAAAAAAUAAAGUAAUCCAAAUAUUAAUAAUAGUAUAUGCUACAACAUUGAUGUAAACUAAGAGCCUUAACAAAAUGAAAACAAUCAAAACCAAAAUUUAAAUAUAUCUAUUGGUUCUGAGUUUAUUUAGUAUGAUUUAGAUGAACAAGGCAGCAAAAGAGUAUUAAGUCGAAGCUAAAGGUUCUAAAGUGAUCUUUUUUAAAAUAAAAGUUAAAUUAAUGAAACCAAAUAGGAUUUAUAAAAGAGCCUUUUAGGAGGUAGAAAGCGAUUCUAGUCAUAAAAAAUGAAUGAAGAAAGUGUGUAAAUUGAAGAAGUGGAUGAAAAUGAAAUUAAAAAACCAAGUUAGAUAAAAGAUUAAAAUCAAAAUAAUUUAACUAAAAACAUCAGACCGUAAUAUAAAUCCAUUUUCAAUAACGAAUAAGAUAAUAGUAAUUCUGCUGUAUUUCACGAGUUUUCUCUCAACAACUUUAUAUAAAAAGAUUCUAUGACCAACUAAUAGGAAAUGAAGUAAUUUGUAGUUAACUACCUAAGAUGUUAGAUUUAUAAUGAGCAUGGAUAACUAAAGAGUGAUAUGCUAAGCUAUUAUGUUGUAAAAUUGGCGAGAAUGAUGAUUAUUUUUGAUUAUUUUGAGAAGGAAGAAGAGGAAUUUUUUCAAAUUAUUUAGUCACUAUUAUUUAUUUUAUAGACUUAAACAAAGGUUCCAAUACUUGAGAAAUUAAGAAAUGUUUACAUUAGAAAUAAAGAACACAAGAAAGCUUUGCAUGAUCAAGAGAAGUGGAAGCUUAUGAUCAUUUAAGAAGUUCUUUAAACUCUUUUAUUUUACUAAUCAAUAUAAAUUGACAGCAAUUUGAGAUAAAUAGUUGAAUUCAUAACUUUAGUUUUCUAAAAGUUUUAGCGCCCAUCUGAAUGCACAAGCAAAAUGGAUUUCGAUCUUUACAUUAAAAAUAUGAUAUAAAAUCGAUUAUCUAAUUAUUUGCCAAAAUUAUAAAAUGUAUAAUCAUAUACUAUCGAUAAUAAUUCAAAUUAGCAAAACCCUGCAUAAAGUAGUUAAAAAUAAGAUAGAAAUAAAAGUGUUAUGAAUUUUAAUAACAGUCCUAAGUAUUACUUAAGCAUGCUUAAGUAAAUGAGCAAUUUAAGAGAUUCUUCAAAAAAAGAUGUUGAGGUAUUAUCAAAAUACAUAACGUUUGAUGAUAUGCUUAAAAAUAACUCAUUCUUUAAUAUUAUUUUACAAAAUUUUGUUAGUUUGGGUUCUUCAAAUAUUGAAACAAGCCACUUAAUUUUAAAGAAUUUGUUUGCAAAUUUUUCUUAAAGAAAAAAUAUUAUUAGAUAGCUCAAGAAACUACAAAUAAUCAUGAAUGAAAAGGAAUAUUAUGUAUUUAAGUACCUAAAAUUUUUAAAUAUAAAGACCUAAUUCAUAUCAGAAAUGCAGGAACUCUGGUUUAGAAACGAUAUGAAAGCUAUUGUUUCUUAGAAAACUGCAUUUGGAGAGAUAAAUAUGUUAAUGUAAUAAAUUAAUUUAGCUUUUUAUGAGGCUGCAGAAUAUGAUUAGAAAGAAAAAUGCUUAGUUUCAAAAAAGCAACUUAGCGAUCUAAUUAAAGAAGACUAAAUCUUCUUUUGUAGGCAGCAGAUGCUAAGAAAUUUAAAAAUGCAUAAAAAUAUUCUAAGUAUAAUAAGAGAAGGAAAUAUAAUGAUUUAAAAUAUAAAUUAAAUUGAUAAAGACUCAGCUAAUUAAUUAGAAGAUCAAUAAAUGAUUAUUAAAAUGUAUGAAAGUUGUUAUAAUUUUUUGUUCUUGUUUGUAAAGGGAAAUAAAUUUAACUAGAAAGUACUAUUCAAAUACUUUGAGCUGUUUCUAUAAAAUGUUGGUUAAUUUGAUAUCGGUUAGUAUAAGCUAUUAAGAGAAAUUAUGAAGGAUAAUAAAAAGAUCUGCAAUAGCAUAACACCUGAGCAAAUUUAGAAAUAUAUCACUAAAAUUUACAAAAAUGGAUUAAAUAAUAACUUAGAAAUUAUUAAAUUUUUUGAAUAUUUAAUUUAAGAUCACGAUGAACCUGCUUAUUAAAAUAUUGAUAAACUUGUUAAGUGUUUAUUGGAGAGUGAAGAAUUUACUAAUUUCUUUGGUCUUAAAUUAAUAACUAAGAAUAGUAAUUUAGAGCAAUCUCCUCUCAAAAAAACAAAUGCAGAGAAUUUAAUGGAUUUUAAUGGUUAAAAGACCAUAAUAAACAUAUAACAAGAGAAUUCAAUUUAACAAAGCAUUGUUAACAAGUAGUAAGGGUAUUCAUAAUCAAAUAUUUAAGUACAAUCAUUACCUGGCCAGUAUGAAUUUAACAUAGAUUAAAAUGUUAUAGAUCUACUUUCAGGCGAUAACACACAGUAUAUUGAGAAGUCAUAUAAAGUAGAUGAUCUCCCUUUUUUAUAUAACUAAAAGAGUAUUGAAAUAGCUAAUUAAAUAUUAAAAUAUAGUCUUAAUCCUACAAAGACUCGUUACAUAUUCAACAAAUUAAUCAAUAUAAAUUAUAUUUAUAAAUUGCUUUCUUUAGAUGAUAUAUUUGAUAAGGUAAUUGAUCAAACGAUACUCUUUACUUAUUUUAAGACUACAUUAAUGGAAUUCGUUAAGUAAGUUUGGUUAUCAAAUGAAAAAAAUUCAGCCAAAUUAAAUAAAAAUGAAUUUUUGAUAUAAUUUUUGAAGAAAGAAACUAAAAAGCUCUUUUAAAUUAAAGACAGUAUGCUAGUAAGCUACAGUGAAGCUAUGAAUGCUAGAACUGGCAAAGAAAAAAUUUUGUAUCUUUAGAAUGUUUAAAAGUAAAAUUCUUCCUUUUAAUCGAACUCAAGAAAUAAUAGCUUUUUGAGCAAAAACAUUAUACGUCCAUCCAAUUCUUUAUUAGUGGAAGACAAAGACCAAAGCGAAUAAAAUAAUAUAAACCAGUAAUCGUCGGAUGACAAAAAGGAUGAAAAAAUUGAAGUGAUAUCUGAAUUUGGGGAAAACAAGAAAGAUGAUUAAAACCAAGAAAAUGACAUUAUUAAAACUUUCCACAGGACAAGCUAAAUGAAAUUCAAUAUAAAUUACGCUUGUGAUACUAAUUCAGAAGAAGAAGGAAAACAUGACGCUUAAAUAUUUUCUUCUUAAUCAAGCAAUAAAUUUUAAAUAUCAUAAAAAGACUUAGAGAAAAAGGAAAUUAACGUUUAAGCUAUAUAUGAAGAAAGAAAAGAAAGUGAAAUCUAUUACUUAGAUCCCUAAACAUAGAUGAUUGAGGAAAUAAUUAUGCUCGUUUAAACAGAUUAUAUAAGAUAUCUAUUUUAGUGUUUGAUACCAUUUGUUAUGGAUACAUUCAAGUGUUUUUUAGGAUAUGAUUCAUAAUAAGCGAAUGUUAAUAAUAGAUAAGAUUAUGAGGCAUUUGCCUCCUUUGCUAAAGAAGUUGCAGUUUUUUGUGAGUACGAAAUAACAGAAGAAAUUUACAAAAAAUAAAAAGAAAUGAUUUUACCUGUUUUGAUUGAAUUCCAAGAGAUAUUUAAGGUAAACAUAGACUUUUAGUUCGAUUGUAAGCAAGAAAUUUAAAGGUACUAGAAAGAAAGAAAUUCAAAGAAAUAAAACUAAUUUGAAAAAUAAUCCAAACUAGAGUUCAAGUCUCGCAUAAUAUAAGAUAGUAGGAUACAAGGAAUUAUCUAACCUUUAGAUGGAUAAUUUAUUUAUUAAGGGGAAGAAUAAAGAAUUAGACAAGAAGUCGCUAAUAUUAUCUUGCAUUUAUUAACUUCUGACUUUGUAAACUAAAAUCUUAUUAUUUAAGAAAGAAAUCACUUAGUCCAUGCACUAAGAGAUAGUCAUAGAUCUAAUAAUUUGUCUUUGCAAAAUUUUCUCAAAAAAUUAGUCAAUUUUGUGAAAAAUGCUAUUGAUAAUUUGGAAGAUGAUGACAGUAUAAUAUUACCUGAAGAUGAUGUAUUGAUUGAUACUAUUUAAUUACUUUGUGAUAUACUAGAUAGCUGUACAACAAAUGAGGAAUUAAUUUAUAUGUAGAACUUCUUAAAUUAGAAUGGUAUUAUCAAAGCCAUGAUUUAAUUCUUUUGCUAAAAAAAUGAAAUCGGUAAAUUAUUUAAGAGCUUUAUCAGUUUAGGAAUAAGAAUGAUCCAAGGUAUUAAUUGUGCUAAUUUUGCUAUUCAAGAGAGUAUUUACCAGUAAAUGACAUCAGAACCUAAUAUAGAAAUAUUUUUAGCUAAAAUAAUUGAAAUUAUUAGGCAAGAAAUUCACUUUUAAGCCUUUGAGAAUCUGAGUAUCUCUUAAAAGAUUGAAGCAGAAUGCAAAUCUUUGAAAUUCUCCUAUAACAAGCACAGAAAAUUUUCUAUUUAAAAAAUAUUGAGGUUCUUACAACUGCUAAUAGCAAACUGUUAUACUAAAAUGUAGAGAUAUCUACUGAAUUAGUACAGAUCAAAAACAAAUCAUAACAUACUGAACCAUAUUGUUGAUCUAGUCGAAGCAUAUAUGGGUGGAAGAAGUUUUUCUUAAUCAAAAUUCAAAGAUGGAUAAUCUUACUACACGGAUGCAGUCACUUGCGAUAAAGCUGUUAUGGCUUUAGAAACUCUCAUCCUGCUAAUUCAAGGACCCUGUAUAGAAAAUUAAAUAGAAUUAGCAGAAAGUAAGUUCCUUGAGAUUGCAACCUAUAUUCUAAAACUUAAUGACAGCUAUGAAUAGUUUACUAAAGUUUAUAAAAAGUAAAACUCUAGUGAGAUUUUCUUGAAUUAGGAAUAAAGUAUCAUUUAGAUAAUUAAUCAAAGCACCUAAGAGGUAAAUGUAAUUCAAAAUAAUAUUUCGCUCUUUAAGGAAAAGCUUACAGAGAGAUAAAAAUAACUUAUUCAAAGUGCAUAUGAAUUCUGUCCAUUAUAUUCUCAGUAGCUAUCAUAAAUAUUCAGAGAAGAUCAUCCAUCUAACUAUGGUGUUUGGAUGUUGUCGAUGAUAAAAAACAAAUGCAUAAGUUGUUUAGAGUCUCUUAUGGAUGGUGAAAAUAAAAUUAUCACAAGAAGAAUUAUGUCUGAUAUACCUCCCAAUUUGCUUAAAGUAAACUUAGCUUGGAUCUAUGAAAAAUAUGAGAUUCUUUAUGGUGAAGAUAAGUAUUAUGACUUUGAUUUAUUUUAGAUCAAAGAUGUAAAAUAAAUUAGAAAUGAGCUAGAUAAAACAACAAACAAAGAACUAAAAUUAAGAGAAAGUUUAAAGGAUUCUUUUAUCAUCGAUAGUGGAUUUAAAAUUUUUAGGAUACUUCGUUUUAUUUUGAAUUAAGCUGGAAAUAAUGAAAUAGAAAAUAUUUACAAUGAAAUUGCAAAAAGAGAAGCAUUGGUUUUUUAAAUACAGUCUAAGAAAAACAUUUUUUCAUAAUUAUAGAAUUUAUUGCAAGAUUUUGCUAAGCUCUUUACCAAAAUUUAUAGUUUUAUUUUUAGAAGAAAAGUCCUCUCAAAUAAAAUGAAUUAAGAAAAAAUAAGCUCCGGUGUUGAUAAAUUAAAACAAAAGUCACUUGAGUUUUUUUCAAAAUAUACAGGCUAAAUUGAAAUAGUAUAAGAAAAUAAAUUAUGUAAAAUAUCGUUCCCCAAAUACCCUCACUGCUUUAGUUUGACUAAUGCACUAAAAUCGAAAGUUACAAGACAUUUAAAUUUUUAUUCUCCUCAUACAAAAGUAGAAUCAAUAGUGAAAUAUGCUGAUCGCUUGAUAGAACGUCUAAAAUUUGAGCAUCUAUUCAAAGCUAAAUUAGAAAAAAAUUAAUCUAUUACUAUUCUUUCGAAUAACCUUGAUUUGUGGAAAAAUUUAUCUUAUUUUAUAUGUAUAGCUUAGAAUAUUUACAUAAUCCUUACAUUAAAGCAUAUACCUGGAGAACAUGAUUUCUAUUUCAGAUUUAUUGGAUAGGAUCGAGAUUUUUAGUUAUUCCUUUAGCUAUUUUAAAUUACUCUUGCUUCUCUUGUGCUAUUCUUUUUCCUCCUCAAGAAGAUCCCUCUAACCCAUAAAAAAAGUAUUGAGAAAAUUUAAUAAAUGGAUCUUAAAAAAUUUUCUAUCAACGAACAUACUCUUCAUUAAAAUGUGAUUAGAACUGAUUACAAAACAAAAUUAAGAAACUUGAAAAUAAGAGUAGGCUAUAUAUUUAAGGAUACUGAACUUUUAUAUUUUUCGAUUUAUUUCGCAUUAGCUCUGCUUGGGUUAUUUAAUGAGUUUUUCCUUGCACUCCUGCUUUUUGAUGUUUUUUGGAGAUUUCCCAUGCUUAGGAGCGUUUUGCAUGCUGUAUGGAGACCUCGCGAGUCCAUUUUAUUAACUAUGUUCUUAUUUUUUAUCUGCACUUAUAUGUUCAGCUUAACGGCCUUUUACUUCUUUGUGGAUCAAUUUAAUACUCUUUGUGAUAAUUUAUUAACAUGCUAUAGUGUAAUUUUUGAUUAUAUGUACAAAAAUGAUGGAGGUAUAACUUCUUUCUUUGCGCCUAAUGGUCCUGAUGAUUUCCUAGAAUAUUAUGGAGCAAAUUAUAGUUUAGACUGGCUUAGUUUAUGGAAUUUCCUCUACUUUUUUAUUAUAAUUACACUCUUAUUUAGUAUAGUUACUGGUAUUAUCAUAGAUACUUUUGGUUUAUUAAGAGAUGAAGAAGAUUAAAAAAAGAGAAAUAAAAAAGACUCAUGUUUAAUUUGUAGCAUAGAUCGUGCAAUUAUAGAUAAAGUUUCUCCACAUAAUUAAGGGUUCUAGCAUCAUAUCGAUGUUGAACAUAACUUAUGGAAUUAUAUAUUCUAUAUUUCUUAUUUAAAAGAAAAGAAUCGUAACUAUAUGCUAGGAGCAGAAUCAGAGAUAUACUAAAAAGUUAAAAUCAAAGAUAUUUCCUGGUUCCCAUUAAAUAGAUCACUAUCUGUUAACUAAAAUUAAGAAACAAAUGAAGAAAUUGAUAACCUCAAUAAAAAAAUAGUAAAUAUGGAAUCUAAAUUGAGUAUAAUUUUACAAGAGAUAUUAAAAAAUACCAAAGUAAGUAACAAAAGAAUUUUAAAAAUGGAAUAAUAACAAGACUUGAAGUAGCUUAAUCUAUUUUAAAAUACACAGGAAAGUAAUUCUAUGCUUUUCAGUACUAAAAUGCUUCAAAGCACAUCAAAGAAACUACCAUAGCCAAUUAGGACGCCUAAAAGAUCCCAUUCUCUAUGGGUACCAUAAAAAGAGUAAAGUGCUGAAAUUAUAGAAGAAGAAGACCAAAAAAAAUAAUUAAACACAAGCUUAUUGUCAAGUUAAUCAGUUGAAGCUAGUUAAGAAAUUUAAAAACCAUCUAUUAAUCAAAAUACUAGUUAAGUAGCAUAAAAACUAACUAAUUUAAUGAAUAGAUGCGAAAGUGAAGAUGAAUAAUGA